This is a messenger RNA of Cataglyphis hispanica, 2810 nucleotides long. RefSeq names its product BTB/POZ domain-containing protein KCTD3. Bases 109 to 2265 code for a protein of 718 amino acids. Gene Ontology annotation, biological process: protein homooligomerization. The transcript has 11 exons. The record is from RefSeq and is a predicted model, not a curated record. Lineage: Eukaryota; Metazoa; Arthropoda; Insecta; Hymenoptera; Formicidae. Gene Ontology annotation, molecular function: protein binding.
GAUUGUUGUCACAUCAAGAGGGUGUUUUGGUUGCUCGUAACAUAUAUUUUGACAACCGACGCUCCGGGACAUGAACUGUCAUUACAAAGACACGCGGUAAUCGCGAAAAUGGCUACGGUUCAUUUAGGCGUGAGCGAUAUCGUUCACUUGAAUGUUGGUGGCACCAGAUUUUCCACAUCUCGUCAAACACUAACGUGGAUCCAGGAUUCGUUCUUUACAGCUCUACUUAGUAACAGGAUUGACAGUCACAAAGAUGAGACUGGGGCAUUGUUUAUAGAUAGAGAUCCAAAGUUGUUUUCUAUUAUAUUGAAUUAUCUUCGUACCAAGGAUAUUGAUCUGAAAAAUGUAGAUAUUCGGACUUUAAGACACGAGGCUGAAUACUAUGGUAUCACUCCUCUAGUUAAACGCUUGAUGCUUUGUGAAGACUUGACUCAGUCAUCCUGCGGCGAUGUAUUAUUUUACGGUUACUUACCACCACCAUGCAUACCACUUCAAGAACCUGUUGCAGUAACAUCAAAUGUCAGUGAUGUAACUGUUCACAUUAGAGUUGGUUCUAGUGCAAACUCUAGAAUUGAUGGACCAUCUAGCUCACAGUCUACAACAACCACCAAUUCUAUUAAUCAAAAUAUUACUGGCCCACAAAAUCACAAAGGAACACUGGGAACACAUAUGAGAAAUUCUUCUUUAGAUUACCGAUUGCCACAGCGUGGUCUUCCACAUUCUCGCACACCAUCUUUAGAUCUGAGACAUGUUAGAAACAAUUCGGCUGAUCUAAAUAAAUUAUAUAAAAACGAUAUUGGCCUUGUAUUUGGAUUACAACAAGUUUCAUCCUGGGUGGACCCUUUGAGAGUACAGAUCAUAAAAGCGCAUCACAACUGGAUAGUUAUCGCUUACGCGCACUUCAUUACGUGCUAUCGGCUAAAAGAUUCAUCUGGAUGGCAACAUGUGUUUACCAGUCCGCAUAUCGAGUGCAUAAUAGAGCGCGUGGCGAUAAAUGCGAAAAUGGGAAGUGGCGCGGACGGCAAAAUGGUCGCCAUCUCUUAUGGCAGUCAAGUAAGACUCUGGGGCGUAUCCGAGGAAGGAAUCAAGAUCAACGUAGGCACAUUCAAUUUGAAUGUACGCGUAGAAUAUCUAUUCUUCAUUGGUAGCCAAUUGGUCGCGUUGUCGCCGACUGGAAAAAUCGGCGUGUGGCAUGCGAUGACUCAUCACUGGCAGAUACAAGAUGUAGUACCCAUCCUGUCAUUUGAUACAGCUGGGUCCUUUCUUCUUUUAGGUUGCAACAAUGGGUCCAUUUAUUAUAUUGAUAUGCAAAAAUUUCCUUUGCGAAUGAAGGAUAACGACCUGCUUGUGACCGAGUUAUAUCGAGAUCCGAGUUACGAUCCCAUAACUGCAAUAUCUGUGUAUUUGACGCCGAAAACAAUAAUAUGUUCCAUGCCAGCAUCUGAGAGGGGAAAGGGAGGUCUCUGUGGAAAUUGGAUAGAAAUUGCUUAUGGCACGAAAUCCGGAAGUGUCCGAGUAAUCGUUCAACAUCCCGAAACAGUUGGUCAUGGUCCACAGUUAUUUCAAACUUUUACAGUACACCAGAGCAGUGUAACCAAAGUAACGCUUUCGGAAAAAUACUUGGUGUCUGUUUGUUCGGAGUAUAAUCACGUUAGAAGUUGGGCGGUAACCAGAUUUCGCGGAAUGAUUUCAACGCAACCGGGAUCAACGCCUGAAGCAAGCUUCAAAAUUGUUUCCUUGGAAGCAAUCGAUCCCUGCGUUAGCUACAACGCCGGCAACGACUUCGGGCCGUUUGGCGAACAAGACGACGAGCAAGUGUUCGUGCAGAAGGUUGUACCCGAAACCGAUCAAUUAUUUGUUCGAUUAGCAUCUAAUGGAAAAAGAGUUUGCGUGAUACAAUCGGUGGAUGGUAGCAUUAUAAGCUCAUUUUACGUGCAUGAGUGUGAAGGCUCUAGUCGCAUGGGCUCAAGGCCCAGACGCUUCAUAUUCACUGGCCAUUCUAACGGCACUAUACAAAUGUGGGACCUCACAACGGCAUUGGAUCCGUCUUUCAAUGCCACUCAAAAUACUUCGGGAGGACCUACACCAGAAGAGCUUUGGAAAUUAUUGGAUCAAUGCGAUUUAAGCAAUAGUCAUUGUUCGACACCUUGUAUUAGUCCCUCACCUUCAUUAAUCACGUCUGGACCUAGAAUUAAGUCGAGCAACGUGUUAUUUCUCAAUCAAUCCCAAAAUCCAGACACAACACCUGGAUCAAGCCAAACGUAAGUACACGCCUGUUCAAGCUAUGUCGCAAAAACAUGCAAAUAUGCAUGCUACUCCAGAAUCUGCAUUUAUUUAUUUAUUUAUUUUAAUAAAUCCUUAUAAAAAUAUAGUUCAAAAAUUAAAAGUCUAUAGUUCCUAAGUUAAAGUUAACUCUUUGCAUUUGUAUUUAUGAGACAACAUUACUUUAUUAAAGUUCGCUAUUUAUCUAUUUAAAUAGUGCAAUUUAAAAGUAAUAAUAUAGGGAAGGAUUGCACUAUAAAACUCUAUAAUUAUGUAAUUAUAUAAUACAGCUGUUAAUGUUGAAAAAAAAAUUAUUUUCAAGAUUUAUUGUUUUAUAUAAAUUUAAAUGAAUAUCUAAAUUGUUUUUAAGAAAAUUUGAUAUCUCGAGUUAAUAAAUCUUUGUUUAUUGUUAUUAACAUUAUUAUAAGUAACUUUUUCAAGAAAUUUUACAAUUUAAAAAAAAUGUAAAUAUUUUUCUCUCUCUACAAAGAUUUAAUUAUUUUGUUUAUAUUAUUUAUUAUUAUUCCAAAAUGAUUAUUAAAUUUUUU